GUCGGGCUUUAGGACUGCGCGGAAGCCGGGCUCUACCCGGUAGGACUCUGCAGUAAGUGUAGGGGACCUCAAGGAGGCCGCGCCGGCUGGGGAGGACGCUGGAAGAAGCAGCCGAGGGAAAAGGUCCAGGCCUGGAUUGGCAACGGACAAGGGAAAGCUGAAGGACAGAAGGCACUUCUCCGCUUUAUUCCAUAUAAAAUAUAGCCAUCUAUUAAAUCUGAUCCCAUGAUGCCGUCCAAUACCAACACAAACCCUGCCCCGGAAGAAGGAGUUGAGACACAGAUGACUUCAUGUCAUCCUAACAACUUCCUGAGGGGUAGAGGAGUGGCAAGAAUAAAGAUUGUCCAGAAUGAUGAGCAGCCAGAGAAAAAUAGAAACAAGGAGAAAAGACGAGGCAGGCCAGGGAGAAAACGCAAGCAAACAAUGGUCUUCUCCUUUCUCUGGCACCGGGCCAGCUGCAUUCAAGAUAACCGUGUCUACAUGCGGCCGAACCAGCAGUCCUUAAAGGGACCGCUGGAGGCCGCCACCAUAAAGGUGGACAUCAAUGAAGCUUCCAGCGAAAUGGUGGCAGCCCCAAAGUGCCAAUCUUCCCAAGCAUCGUCAACACAGGUGCACAAUGGAGAGGUAGAAAGUAAACAGCAAGAGAUGGGGAACUCACAGCUGACUGGAGAAAAGAAUGUUCCUGAGAAUGGCGACCGUGGAAGAUCUGUCCUUGAGGCUCAGAAUUUGAAAGACCAGGAGUCCAAUGAAGAAAGCACAAGUCUGGAUGGAGAUAUUGAAAUAGAUUUGGAGAUAGAGAAUGGAUGUUACACCCCAAAAUAUGGCCAGGAUUCUGAAAAAGGAGAAAAUGAGAAGCUAUCAUCUGCUCUCAGAAAGAAGUACAAGAAGCGUCAAGUGGAAGCUGCUGAGAAAGGAUCUGAGGAAAACACCACAUCAACACAAGAGUCAGUAAAAGUAGAGGGAGCAAGGGGGCGACAUCGUGGCCAAUCAGGGUGGGAAAAUAGCCUGCGUCAGAGACCAGUGCAGCGAAUAACUUUCCAAGCUGGUGAUCCCUAUUAUAUCAGUAAAAGGAAGCGAGAUGAGUGGCUGGCUAAAUGGAAGAAGGAGUCUCUCACCUCCAUGCGUCCUUCUCCCGCUAGGAGGGUGAGUAAAAAGGCUGCAGACCCCCUUGAUGCAUCCCACUUGAAUGCCACUCCAUUGCUUAGCCAAGAGGAAGCACUCUUACCGUGGGGUGAGAUGGAAAGAAUGUCAUAUUUUCCCCGAAGUGGGAAUCUUCACCCCCUCCCCCAGACUGAGGCUGAGAAGAGGGCAAAGCUUGUAGCGGUGAUGAGUGCACAGGAAGAGACCCCAGUUCAGAAAGAGAAAGAAACAAGCACAACCACAUCCCAGCAGUCUGCUGAUCCAGCACCUCCCAGAAUUGCUACAACUCCAGAACCUUCAAUCAUUUCAAAUGAGACAGUCGAAAAGGACACUUCCAAAGUGAUGGAUGAGGAAGCAGAAUAUGAAGAUGGGCGAGGAUUUGGCAUUGGAGAGCUGGUCUGGGGAAAGCUCAGAGGAUUCUCGUGGUGGCCAGGUCGUAUUGUGUCCUGGUGGAUGACUGGCCGAAGUCGGGCAGCUGAAGGAACACGAUGGGUGAUGUGGUUUGGAGAUGGCAAAUUCUCUGUUGUCUGUGUAGAAAAGCUGAUGCCUUUGAGUACUUUUUCUACUGCCUUUCACCAGCCAACCUAUAGCAAACAGCCUAUGUAUAGGAAAGCAAUUUUUGAAGUCCUACAGGUGGCAAGCAACAGAGCAGGAAAACUCUUUCCAACACAUUCUGGGAAUGAUGAGUUGGACACUGCCAAAGGUGUGGAAACCCAAACCAAGCAGAUGAUUGAAUGGGCUUUGGACGGAUUUCUGCCCUUAGGGCCAAAGAGUUUGGAUCCUCCUGAAGAGGAGCGAAAUCCUUACAAAGAGGUUUAUACAGAAAGUUGGAUGGAGCCUGAGGCUGCUGCUUACCCUCCACCUCCCCCCGCCAAAAAAGCAAGAAGAAGCACAGAGAAGCUAAAAGUCAAAGAAAUUGUAGAUGAACGAACUCGAGAGAGGCUAGUCUAUGAUGUGAGGCAAAAUAGCAGGAACAUUGAAGAUAUCUGCCUCGCCUGUGGAAGUCAAAAUAUUUCUCUUGAGCACCCACUCUUCAUCGGAGGCAUGUGCCAAAGUUGUAAGGGCUUGCGACAAGCUAAAACUGGGAACUGCUUCUUGGAAUGUGCAUACCAAUACGAUGAUGACGGUUACCAGUCCUACUGUACCAUCUGCUGUGGGGGCAGGGAGGUACUCAUGUGCGGAAACAAUAAUUGCUGCAGAUGCUUCUGUGUGGAAUGUGUAGACCUACUGGUUGGACCAGGUGCUGCACAGGCAGCAAUUAAAGAAGACCCCUGGAACUGUUACAUGUGCAAUCACAAAGAAAUAUUUGGACUGCUAAGACGGAGGGAGGAUUGGCCAAUUCGGCUCCAACAGUUUUUUGCUAAUAACCACGACCAGGAAUUUGACCCACCAAAGUUGUAUGCACCCAUUGCUGCCGAAAAGAGAAAACCUGUCCGAGUACUGUCACUUUUUGAUGGCAUUGCCACAGGGCUGCUAGUUCUAAGGGAUCUGGGGAUCCAAGUGGAACGCUACAUUGCAUCCGAAGUCUGUGAUGAUUCCAUCACAGUGGGUAUGGUCCGACACCAGGGGAAGAUCAUGUAUGUGGGAGAUGUUCGAAAUGUUACUCGCAAACAUCUAUUGGAGUGGGGUCCAUUUGACCUGGUGAUUGGUGGAAGUCCCUGCAAUGAUCUCUCCAUUGUGAAUCCUGCCAGGAAAGGACUGUAUGAGGGCACAGGCCGCCUAUUUUUUGAGUUCUACCGUCUACUUCAUGAAACAAGACCCAAAGAAGGAGACAACAGGCCAUUCUUCUGGCUGUUUGAAAACGUGGUGGCAAUGGGAGUCAGUGACAAGAGGGACAUCUCGCGCUUUCUAGAGUGUAAUCCUGUGAUGAUUGAUGCCAAGGAAGUCUCUGCUGCCCAUCGAGCCCGAUACUUCUGGGGUAACCUUCCUGGUAUGAACAGGUUGGUGAAAGAACGACCACUGGUUGCCAUGUAUAAUGAUAAACUUGAUCUUCAGAACUGUCUUGAGCACGGCAGGACAGCAAAGUUCAACAAAGUGCGAACCAUCACCACUAGAUCUAAUUCUGUCAAGCAGGGCAAAGAUCAGCAUUUCCCAGUCCUAAUGAACGAGAAGGAAGACAUUCUCUGGUGCACUGAAAUGGAAAGGGUAUUUGGUUUCCCAGUCCAUUACACAGAUGUCUCCAAUAUGAGCCGCCUUGCCCGACAAAGACUUCUGGGGAGAUCCUGGAGUGUUCCUGUCAUACGUCACCUGUUUGCACCACUGAAAGAAUAUUUUGCCUGUGUUUGAAAGCAAAGAAGACAAAGGAACUUAUUAAGAAAAAAAGAAAUUAAUUUACUCCAAGGAAAAAUGUCAAAUUCUGUUAGAUGUUACUUAAUUUCACGUAUUUUAAAUGUCAUCCUUUUUAUCCUAUUUAAUUUUUUAAAUGUUUUUAAUUUUCAGCUAUUUUAAUGUGUGAUUUGUAAGUUUUGUUUUUGUUGUGUUCAAGCUGUACUUGAGAUGAGGCUGUUCAAUCCUUUGCAGCACUGGGAAAAAGACAAUUUUGCCUUGUGUAGGUGGAUAAGAGCACCAAGAAGAAGCUGGAUAUGAACAGAGCCUGGAACAUCAAGUCAGCCAGCUGAGCCUUACCUUACCAGCACCAUUUCUGGUAUCUAUCUCAAGCAAAAAAAUCACAGCUACUUACAAAUACUGUACAUUUUCAGGUGCCUCCAACCAGAAACCACGAAGAAACAAUAUAUCAGCUGCCAGUACAUUUCAUUUCCAUAACACUGAUAGUUGUUUGAAAAAGGUACAACUGUGCAACAAUUUCUGCAAUGGUGCUUUUACAAAAGGUGAUUGAAAACAUCAGCUCUGAUGUUGCCUUACCGUUUACAAGAGGCAGAAUUGUAAUAUAAUCAGGAAACAGCAACAUUUAAGGUUGUCGAGGUGGUCUUUAGUGGCUUGAGUCUGAAAAUAUAGUAAUGUUUUCAUAUGCUCAAGAUCACUUUUAAGGACUCUUUGCCAUGACUGUAAUUUUUCUAUCAUGUUUGUACAAUAAGAAAAAAUAUAUAACAGAAAACGGUGCUUUUUUCUUAAGCGUACAUCCUUGGGCCAAGGCCUGGUGCUUAUGUAACAGGUCACUUACUGGCACCACAAAUAGCCAGCCAACAUGCAGUGAUGUUUUUGGUCAUCCAAAACUAAAUGACAGGCUGCACUUUUUUACUGAAGGACUGAUGAAUUUUUUACAUCUGUGAUUUCCUUUUAUUUUUGGUUGAUUUUUUUUUUAAAUUUCCUUAGGGGUCUCUUUUAUACCAGGACAUAACCCCUUCUUGUAGCUGCAUAUAAAUCAGGUACAAGUCAAUACAGUGCAGCUUGAUGGUGUAAUUUUGCCUUUUAUUUUCUUUUAUUCCCAUUUCCUUCCUUAUCCUUUGGCUUUCAUUUUGUUAGCAUACAUUUUUGUUGUUUAUAAGUUGUUUAUGCAAAUCGUAUUUCUACUGUCAGUACUUGAUCAAACACAUCCAACAGUUUUCCUUGAAGCAGUUGUUGAUUCAUAUGGUGCUACACAUUUUUUUCUGAAAUAUUGAAAGAAAUCUGCUAUCUUGACUAUGAUUCAUUAAGUUCUCAUGGUCAAGGAAAAGCACUAUUAUUUUACUCUUUUAAAAAAAGAAAAAGGCAUUUUAACUUUGUACUUGAAAGAAAAAAAAUCAGUUUCAUGUGUUUUAGCCUAGACAGUGCCGUAGUUGGUGCUUAUUUGUGGGAAUCAUGUAUUCAUAUUGAAGACAAUGUAGUAAAUUUGCUAAUCCUUUUACUGUUACAUAUGUAUUUGCUUGAUCCCCAGCAGCAGUGCAUUUUCUUUCCACAUUCCAUGCAGCAAGCAGUAUUUUUGGUUUUAUUCCUUCAUUUUACUGUCAUUAUAACUUUGAUAAUAUUUAUUGACAAUAAUGUGCAUUUCAAAGUUAAGAGAAUUCACUGAAGGUUGUAUUUCAGUGAAUAUUGUAUUACUGUGUAUUGCUUGUGACAUAGCUGUUUAUGGAAAGGUCAGUACGUGCAGCAGAUGUAGCAGUCAACCUCCAUCCUGUUUUCAAUUCCCAAUAAUGCUCCUUUCUUAUGUACUUGUGCUGGAGAACACUUGAAUAAAUGUAUUGUUUUUUUGUGCAAAGUGUACACAGUUGUGUAUCGGUUUGUUGUGUAUUCUUUUGUUCCUCUAGUAUAUUGUUUCUUUCUACUGUAGAUCCAGUUGGCUGACUUUGAGGAAAAAAAUACAACUUUCUCUGAUCUGGUUCCUACCAAUCAAUCAGUUGUUGAGUAGGUGGUUUGCUGUUGAGAGCUGCUUACAUCUUCUUUUGGAAAAAAGAUCAAUAGUUUAUUCAGAAACAGCCAGCUUUUUACAUUGACACACUAGAAAAAAACAGUUUCUAGUACUGUAUGUGAAUGUUUUCAGACUUCCAUUUUUUCCAUUUCUCAUGAUGAAGGAAUUCUGCUGUCCUGAAAGCUAAUGUUUUUCAGAUAUUUGCAUCUGGUCCAAUGAAAGGAAUCAUGUGCAACACUUUGGCACGUUUACUGAGAAACCAAUGGUCUGCCUAGUGUUCUGAACUGUGCACUGCUGUGUUGUGGGGAAAUUAAGCUUGUAACACUGCAUUUUUUUCACCACAUGGGUGGCCACAUAUUGCCACCACCUAGCUUACCUGCUGACUUCAUUGUGGACAUGUUUCCCAGUACAAAUGGUCCCAGGUGCGUCACAUUAUCCAGAGUACUGAGUUGCAAAGUGCUGAUAUUAUUUGACAAUACCUACAGUACAAUCAGCCUAAAAUUAAGUAAUAAGAUGUUAAAGAUAACCUUAAAAAUCUGUUCCAUUGGAACAGUUUAAGCCUAUAGUUGGGGAAGCACUUUUUUAACUGGUAACAACUUGAAAGACUAAACAGCUUUUUGUCUUCCCUCUGCUUCCUGACAUCCAGUUUUGUUGUCAGAAGGGAACAUUUAUACCAAUAAGACCAAGAGCUUCAAAUAAAAUGUAAAUCCAAACAAUACCCCAAUUAAGUCAAUUAGUACAGAUUAGUACUAAUUACUAAUACUUGAUAAUUUUGAAAAAUAUUAAGAAUGGGGAACUCUCGAUACUCUAUUAGCCAGCAGAUGAAAAUAGCAAGGAGCUCUCCCCACUUAAUUAUAUAUUUUUCUAUUUAUAUCCUCUCCCAAUUGUUACCAUUUCCCCCAACAUGACUGCUCACCUGUAUGCUGCUUUCUUUCAGUUAGGAUAGUGGCGAGCUCCAAGCUGUGGCCUUUUCCAAAAAUCACACUAUUAUUCUUCUGCCAUCAACUUAAGGUCAGCAUGCAAUUUUAAACAGGCCACAUGAAAAAUGGCUGAAUUCAUCCUAAAUUAGGAAAGCAGAUUGAAGUGUUAUAAAAGCUUGUGAUUUGAUGUUGCAGUCUCUGCAUUUUAAUGUGCUCUAAACAUUAUAGUUUUGUUAAUAUAUAGAAUAUAUCCAACAUGUAGCUGGUAGAGAAACCCAUUUGCUGUGGUGCUAAAGUAUUUGUCAAAUGACAAGUUUGAACAAAAGUUUUGUUUGCUUGUGAUUGGGUCACUCCAGCGGAAUGUGGAAUAAAAUCAUCCCCUACUCAAUGUUUAUUCCUGUUUUGUUAUCCUAGAGCAGCAAUUCUCCACAGCUUGAAACCGUCCCGUCCUCCCCACUGAAGUAUGAAGCAUAAUGGUGCUAAAGGGUGGCAACUGUAAGGAUUUAAUGGGGGGGGGGGAAAGUACAAACUAUUUUUUUAAAUGCUUUAAGAAAUACUCAGUACACAAAAAUCUAGCUGUGAUAAAUUUGGAGUCCAUUCUGGAGCACAUUGUAUCACACCAGGGUUAAUGGCAACUCCAGUAUCUCUGAGGUUCCUGAACUCCAGUGCACAGAAAAGCUAUCUUAAAGGGAUACUGAUAUCAAAAAAGUGUUUUUUUCUGUUUACAAACACAAUGCAAUUAUGUAAUUUGCUCAAAUAAAAAUAAUUGAAUCACCCUAUCGUCAUAUCGUGAUUCAAAAUGGUGCAUGCCUAUUCUCUCUUUUCAAACAAAAGAUUUGUCAAACACUUUUUCAUGAAGACGGUAUCCCUUUAAAUAUUAAAAUGAGGUAUUCUCUCAUCUCUUUCCUUUAAUAUAUACCCAACACCCAUCAUUGAUAUUAUGAAUAUAUAAGGUGUAACCCUGAUAUGUGACUGUUACUGUAAGGAUGGUUAAUGUAACUGCUCAGAAUUUAUACUGGUACAUUUAUUUGUGACUGUAUGUCUGUUAAACCUCAAUAAAAUGUUAUACAA
Molecule: messenger RNA, 7416 nt
Organism: Pristis pectinata (smalltooth sawfish)
Lineage: Eukaryota; Metazoa; Chordata; Chondrichthyes; Rhinopristiformes; Pristidae
Product: DNA (cytosine-5)-methyltransferase 3A-like
Exons: 27
Coding region: 226-3426 (1066 amino acids)
Biological process (GO): negative regulation of DNA-templated transcription
Cellular component (GO): nucleus; cytoplasm
Molecular function (GO): methyltransferase activity
Source: RefSeq, a predicted model, not a curated record